CAAUCCGCUUCCCCAUGGAGGUCCGGGGGUUGCGUCACACCUCCCAAUCCGCUUCCACAAAACGCAACUCACAGUCCAUGGAUUUCAAAGCCAAGCUCUCAAUCUGAUAAUCAGCGACCCCUGCGUAUUUUAGCUACAACCACAAGCCUUUCAAAAAACCUCUCUCCCUCCCUGCUACCACCUGGAAGGAAAAUGUGGGGAACUGCGGAAGGCGCCCCUCCGGAGGUGACUCUAGAGACUUCCAUGGGCCCUCUCACCGUCGAGAUGUACUACAAACAUGCCCCGAAAACCUGCAGAAAUUUCGUCGAGCUCUCCCGCCGGGGCUAUUACGACAACGUAAUAUUCCACCGGAUUAUCAAGGAUUUCAUUGUGCAAGGAGGAGAUCCAACAGGGACGGGAAGGGGCGGAGAAUCGAUUUACGGUUCAAAGUUUGAAGAUGAGAUAAGACCUGAAUUAAAGCAUACUGGCGCCGGUAUUCUAUCCAUGGCAAAUGCUGGUCCUAACACAAACGGAAGUCAGUUCUUUAUUACUCUGGCACCAGCUCAGUCACUGGAUGUUAUAGCAUAUUUGCUGGAGGCAACCCUGUUUCGUGGAAAAGAAAGAGUCAGUCGUUUCCUGGUCGUCUGCUGAAGUAGAGUAUUAGUCCAUGGCACAUGUUGCUAAUGAGGAUAAAGCAGCUGAAAAAUGUAAGCGCCAACACACGCAACCGCUUUGAAGCUGGAUCCUUAAUGCUGCUGUCUCUACUUACGGCGGAAAAGACUUUGUAUUCAGUCCAGGUUGUAGCCGAGCUGAAGGAGCUCUCACAAGUAGAAUUUGAGUACCAUGGAGAAAAGUUAGCUGGAUAAACAAGACAGGUAUCGCCCACUCGGCAAUGCUACCUUGGGGAGGAGACAAAACAUGAAACAUAUAGAUGUUGAUUGUCAUUUCGUUCAUGAGAAGAUUGUGCUUGUGUUUAUUCAUAUUCAUAUCUGAACCAAUGAUCAGCUCACGGAUCUUCUUACCAACACUAUCCAUCUUUCUGAACUUCAAGAUAUUGUGUGCAAGCUGGGCAUGCAUAACAUCUUUGCUCCAGCUUGAGUGGGAGUUUAAGAGAGGAUGCUUUAAUGUAUGGUGUGCGCGCAUAUAUUUUGGUGCUCGCUCAAGAAACCAUGUUCCUUAUGUAAUUAUGGUUAAUAAUAGUUCAAGUGACGGUGGAGUGAAAUUGAUGACACAACACUUUUCUCCAAA
This is a messenger RNA of Magnolia sinica, 1227 nucleotides long. Its product is annotated as peptidyl-prolyl cis-trans isomerase CYP18-2. The transcript is spliced from 6 exons. Lineage: Eukaryota; Viridiplantae; Streptophyta; Magnoliopsida; Magnoliales; Magnoliaceae. Gene Ontology annotation, biological process: protein peptidyl-prolyl isomerization; protein folding. The record is from RefSeq and is a predicted model, not a curated record. Gene Ontology annotation, cellular component: catalytic step 2 spliceosome. Gene Ontology annotation, molecular function: peptidyl-prolyl cis-trans isomerase activity. Bases 193 to 630 code for a protein of 145 amino acids.